GGGCGGAAGCGGCCGCCGUGUUUACAACCCGCGCUGGGGCCGGGACGCGCCGGGCCGGGCCGGGGGCACCGGCGAGAGCCCCUCGCCCAUGUGCCCGCAGCCCCCGCCGUCCAUGGAAGUGAUGGAGGGGCCCCUCAACCUGUCUUAACCUGACAGCUGCUAGACUUGAUCUUCCAGUGUAAGAUGAAACCAAAAGCAGGCAGAUGCACUCAAUUCUGAAGUCCAGUUACAGAGAACAAGCUUGUAAGGCUCACCAGCAAAGCAGAAAAGCAGACCGCUUGUUGGCAGCAGGGAAAUAUGAAGAAGCAAUUUCUUGUCACAAAAAAGCUGCUGGGUACCUCACCGAUGCCAUGAAGCUGACCCAGUCGGAGCAGGCUCAGCUAUCACUGGAAUUACAAAGGGAUAGUCAUAUGAAACAGUUACUGCUCAUCCAGGAGAGGUGGAAAAGGGCAAAGAGGGAGGAAAAGCUGAAAGCCCAGCAGAGUGCUGACAAGGAAGCAGCCGCACAUCUUCAGACUUCUUACAGGCCAUCUGCUGAAGACUCUGAUGAUCAAAACAUACUGGUUCCUGUUGCUCAGAAAUACAGCUCUUCCACAGAGAAACAUUCACAGGAUAUUCGGGGUGUCUUUGACAGGGACCCUGAUACACUUUUAUUUCUGCUUCAGAAAAAAAAGGAGCCAGUGGAAGCAUGUAUUGGGAGUAAAGCGCCAAAAGAUGACAAAACAAUAAUAGAAGAGCAGGCAACCAAAAUUGCAGAUUUGAAGCAGCUCAUAGAAUCUCUUGUAGCUGAAAAUGAGAGAUUAAGGAGAGAGAAUAAGCAGUUAAAAGCAGAAAGAGCUAGACUCCAAAAAUCUCCAGUUGACAAGGAGUUGGAUGUAGACACUGACUUUGUCGAGAAGUCAGAGUUGUGGGGUCUGCAGCAGCACUCGGAAUCUGCUUCUUCAGCUGCAACUUGGCAGAAGUUUGCAACAACUGCUGGGAAGGCAAAGGACAUUCCAAUACCCAACCUUCCCCCCCUGGACAUCCCGUCCCCGGAACUCCCGCUGCUGGAACUCUCUGAUGAUAUACUGAAAGGACUGAUGAAUAGUUAAAAACCAGGAAAAGUGCUCAGUGUAGUUACCCAAACUUGAGAAAAGGGAAAGCCACCAGGACAAUGGUGAUCUGAGGGCAGAAACAUUUACCACAAUCCUACUGUUGGAGAAAAGGCAUUAAGCAACUUUGUUACUGUGAAAUACACAUCAUAUCUGAUUUACUUCAUGGAAGUUAAAGGUACCAUAGUUGGUAUAAGAUGGUGAUCUUUUAGUCUUUCUCCCAAUGUUUCAAACCAAAUGACUGCCUGGAGAAUGUUUCAAGUAACACAAUCCUUCAGGGUUUUUAAGUAUGCUAUAUGUAAUAGUUAUCUAUAAUGCCAUAAAUGAUGGUGCAGAACCUAACUGUUAUGGUUGCCAGUUGGCUGCCACUUCAUAUUGAAAAAUGCUUUCUAGCAUGAAUUUAAACUGUGCAUUUCAUUAUGCAUAACUUUGUUAAUUCAGAUACAGUGCAAUUUAUACACCUCCUAGAUGGAUUUAUGUGCCACACUCUGUAUUCCUGACCAUGUAAACCUCAAGUCAGGAAAGAUUUUAAUUUCCAUGCUAUGAAGGAACCAACUUACUCGUUCUGUCGAUGUGGGUUUUUUUGGGGGGUUAUCUGUUUACAUAACUAAUCAGGGUGCAUUGAAUUUAGCUAUUGGUUUCUGUAUAAAGUGACAUGGUUUAAAAUGAAAAAUCUAUACUUAAGGUAAAAUACCCUUUUUGUUUUCAGUGAUGCAUGAAUGGAAGUAAUUCUAGCUGGCAGUAUUUGAUUGAAAAAGAAAUUGUUUACAGCUUAACCUGAUUCAAAAAGGAUAGGAAAAUAAAAACGAAGGUGUUUUGA
Messenger RNA from Haemorhous mexicanus (house finch), 1911 nucleotides. It is a transcript of the gene NRBF2, whose product is annotated as nuclear receptor binding factor 2. The record is from RefSeq and is a predicted model, not a curated record. NCBI's taxonomy places the organism in Eukaryota, Metazoa, Chordata, Aves, Passeriformes, Fringillidae. The coding region runs from base 204 to 1091 and encodes 295 amino acids. The transcript is spliced from 5 exons. Gene Ontology annotation, biological process: autophagy.